GCCCUGCCACCCCGCCGCCAGGGGGCGCUCGCGGGAAUCCCCGCGGGUCCGCGUGCCACGUGUCCCGGAAACGCGCUGGGCCCCCGCGUCACGAGGCAUCCUGAGGCCCGGUGAGGUGGGCCGCAACCCAAGCUCGCGGGCACGCGCGCGUGGCAGCGCAGGUCUCUGAGGGCGGCCGGGCCGGAGGAGGGACCACAGGGGCCAGGCAAGCUGCGCGAGCGCCGAGGUGUGGCCCUGCCCGCCUUCCAGACUCGACAUGCUGCCCUGGACCCCCCGGCAGUGGGGCGCGGGCGAAGAGCAGGCGCCCAGGGAACGACGCCCCUCAGUGGGCAGCGGCCUCUCCCAGGCCUGGGACUCCAGAGAGAAAGCCCUGGGAGAACCAGGAACAGCCGCACAGGGCAGCCCUCAGCCCUGGCCUCGAAGGCUUUCCUGGACUCGGAAAGAGCAGCUACGGCCUCGGCUGCCCCCAGGCCUGGCUGCCAAGCAUUCCCUGGGAACUCCAGUCUCUUGCCCUCUCUCCCCCUGCCCUCGCCCCCCAGUUCCUUUCUCCCCUCAGAGGACUUGGGGGGUGGCACCAUCAAAGAUGACCCUGCUAGCGCCCUGGGACCCCAACUAUGAGGCUACAGCAGGACAUCGGCUGGUGUGGGGACCCAGCUGUGCGUCUGGCGUCUCCUUCUCAAGCCGGACCUUGUACCAUCCCUCAUUCUGGCCUCUGUGCCAGACAGCCUCAUGCAGGGGCCUCAGGCCCAGUCUAGCAGGACAUCGGGGUGAAGAGCAAGCGCUCAGGACUGCAGGGUUCCCGGUGAUGUGCUCUGAAGACGUCUUCUUUUUGGACCCUCUGCUGCCCUGUGGGCAGCGUGUUCCCCUGUACCUGUCUGAGGUCCCUCAGCAGGUAAGCGCUCCUCCUGCCUCAGCCUCACCCCAGCCUUCAGGCAGGGCUUGCGGGGAGCCACUGCCCCUCCUCUCUCCUCAGGUGAUGGGCUCUCUGAAGCUGCUGCUCCCACGCCCGAUCAUGUCCCCCUGGCUCCUCCCCAUUCCAUCUUCAGGCUGCUCCACUACCUGGCUCAGUGGGCCAGAGCUGAUCGCCCUCACUGGCCUCCUGCAGAUGAGCCAGGGGGAACCAAGACCCAGCUCCUCAGGGGCUCCCAGGCUCCCUUCUGGCCCCCCAGCCCCUGCCUCUGAUCACCCAGCUGCCAGUGGUGGCCCAGGCUGUUCUCACUGCGGGGAACCAUCUCUCCCUGGGACCCCAGACGCCCAAGGUCCAUAGCUCCUCCAGGGACAGAAUGGGUCCUCUACUUCCCCAGGCAGGUUCUUUUGAUAAUAAAACUGUUGGUUUGCAAA
This is a messenger RNA of Bubalus bubalis (water buffalo), 1341 nucleotides long. RefSeq names its product Sin3A associated protein 25 (gene SAP25). NCBI's taxonomy places the organism in Eukaryota, Metazoa, Chordata, Mammalia, Artiodactyla, Bovidae. Gene Ontology annotation, biological process: regulation of DNA-templated transcription. The record is from RefSeq and is a predicted model, not a curated record. Gene Ontology annotation, cellular component: cytoplasm; nucleus. The coding region runs from base 257 to 1267 and encodes 336 amino acids. The transcript has 5 exons.